Messenger RNA from Didymella exigua CBS 183.55, 4137 nucleotides. RefSeq names its product kinase-like protein. The record is from RefSeq and is a predicted model, not a curated record. The transcript has 8 exons. Gene Ontology annotation, biological process: transmembrane transport. Gene Ontology annotation, cellular component: membrane; endoplasmic reticulum. Lineage: Eukaryota; Fungi; Ascomycota; Dothideomycetes; Pleosporales; Didymellaceae. Gene Ontology annotation, molecular function: phosphotransferase activity, alcohol group as acceptor. The coding region runs from base 1 to 4137 and encodes 1378 amino acids.
AUGCCUUUCUUCACGAGUCCCCAGGCCUUGCGCCUGCGCGACCUCGCUGCCAAUCCCAACAACUUUGUCUCCAUGGCCUCGCAUUCGUUCGACUACAGCAACCAUGGCGGCUUCAUGGAGGUCUUCAAGAAGAAAGCGCACAGCUCGCACCCCGACUUCGCCAACCUCACGUUGCUGGUCUUCGAGGCCGUCAUGGAGGUCGUAUGCGUGAGCGCGCCUGGCUACAUCAUUGCGCGAAUGGGCCAGUUCGACGCAGAGAGCCAGAAGUUCCUUGCGAAUCUCAACACACAACUGUUCACCCCUUUCUUUACCAAGCUUGCAUCACAGCUGACGGCUGGGAAGCUGGGCGACCUUGCUGUGAUUCCCGUUAUCUUUGUCGUCCAGACCAUCAUCUCGUACCUCGCUGCGCUCAUUGUUGCCAAAUGCUUCGGCUUCAAGAAGAGGCAGUCGAACUUCGUUGUCGCAAUGGCCGUCUUUGGAAACUCAAACUCGCUUCCCAUCUCCCUCGUUAUCUCUCUCUCGAAGACGAUCUCCGGCCUCCACUGGGACAGAAUACCCGGUGACAACGAUAAUGAAGUCGGCGCUCGCGGUAUCCUCUAUCUGCUCAUCUUCCAGCAGCUUGGACAGCUGGUUCGAUGGACUUGGGGAUUCAAUGUCCUCCUGGCUCCUGCAGACACAUACAAGAAAGAAGAUGGUGGAACUAUCGACUCUCUCGAGAGCGGCGAAUACAGCGAAGAGGAAGCACAGCGCCUGCUAGACGACUCACAUUCGGAUUAUGAGUCAGGCAAUGUUACCAGCUACGCUACUUCCGCAGGCACUAGCGACACAGACUCGAUUCCAGACCGUGGCGACGUCCUGGCUGAAGCCGACUUCGUCACACCAACCAACGGCAAUGUUGUAGUCGCAGGAGAGGGAGAUUUCCAUGGCAGGAACGGCCAUGCGAAUGGCCACACAAACGGCAACGGAGCAUUCAACGCUCUGAACGCACUUAAGAAGGACAUCGUACCCAAAGGUCCCAAGGGUUGGCCAAAGCGAGCCAAGUUGGGGAUCCAACGCGCCGGAACAUCUAUCUCAAACGCAUUCUCCCGUGCCGGCCACACAGUCUUCAAUGCCUUACCCAAGUGGCUUCAGCGAACACUUUGCAAAGUUGGCUCUUUCGUUGCAAAAUUUACUAAGGGUGUCUGGGCCUUCAUGAACCCUCCUCUGUGGGCCAUGUUGGCCGCCAUCGUUGUAGCCUCAGUCCCUCAGCUGCAGCACCUCUUCUUCGACCCUGGCACUUUUGUCAGCACCUCUCUGACCCGCGCUGUUAACCAGAGUGGACAGGUUGCUGUUCCCUUGAUAUUGGUUGUUCUGGGCGCCAACCUGGCUCGCAACACGCUCCCAAAGGAGGAUCAGCAUUCUAUGGAAGAUCCCAAGGUCGAGAAGAAGCUUGUCAUCGCAUCUUUGAUUAGCCGAAUGCUUAUCCCGACAAUCGCCAUGUCCCCGAUCCUGGCUCUCAUUGCCAAAUACGUACCUGUCAGCAUUGUCGACGAUCCUAUCUUCGUCAUCGUUUGCUUCCUGCUCAGCGGUGCGCCUACUGCGCUACAACUGGCCCAAAUCUGCCAGAUCAACAACGUCUACAUGGGCGCUAUGUCUAAGAUCUUGUUCCAGAGUUACGUGGUAUGGAUCUUGCCUAGUACACUCAUCUACACAAUCAUGGCGUCCUCCAAUAAGCAGCCAGACGCUGCGGAGGGGAGCUUGUCACCCCGCGCGUCUACCAAAGUUGUCUCGUUUCCCGAUGAAGGCAUUUCACCUCUCAUGAUCGCAAAGCACAAGGAGCUUGAAGCGAAAGACUACCUCGACCUCGACAGACCCUCCAGACAUUAUCCUGCUAGCAUUAGCGGCAAGCGACUUUCCGGCAGACCAUCGAUUGAGCAUAUGAGUUCAUCUAAGCUGCAAAGCCAGAGCGGAGAAUCAAAGGACGGCAAUCCCUCACUCACCUCUUUGAUCUCGGAGAGUUCAAAUGAAACCCAUCACCAUGCUCAUGCCCAUGAAAGACUCACGAAACACAUCCACAGCUGGCUCAAGUCCGAGCGAACGAGGCGUGCCACACGCAAGGCAAGGCGGAAGGCCGCCAAAGAUGCCAAACAUGGUGAGGGGCCAAAAGAAGGCUUGAAGGACCAGCUUGAGGUGUCUGUAUCUUCACGAGGCAGAAGCGAUUCCGACUCAUCCGAUGGGUCGGAUGCAUUGGACCAGCUGGCAGGCAUCUUGGAAAAGACACUGAACAUGACUCCCGCAGAUGCAAAGAGGAAGGUCAACCAUGUUCGCCGGAUGUCAACAGGCCUCAAGCGCCAUUCUGCCAUCUCGAACGACUCGGAUUACUUCGAUUCGGUUGACCAGACUGUUCCUGGCUGCGACGCUGUGCUCGAUAACUCGAAGACGAUGGCUUACAGCAUCGAUGAUGCGGACUCUGAGCCGGAGGAUGAGGAUGCAGAGAAAAGAAGACGGAAGGAGAAGGAGGCCUGGACAGCUUUCAGAUUCGAGAUCCUCCGCCUAGCGCACACUCUCCGCCUGAAAGGCUGGCGCAGGGUGACAAUGGACCAGCACGACGAGAUUGAAGUCCAGAGACUCAGCGGUGCCAUGACCAACGCCGUCUACGUCGUAUCUCCCCCCAAAAACGUCAAGCCGAAGGAGGAGCGUACAGAUGGUGUACCUGUACCAAAGAACCCACCUCCCAAACUACUCCUCCGAAUCUACGGACCUCAGGUAGACCAUCUCAUCAACCGCGAGCAGGAGCUCCAGCUUCUACAGCGUCUCGGACGGAAGCGCAUUGGCCCACGUCUGCUGGGCACCUUCAAGAACGGCCGAUUCGAGGAGUUCCUUCACGCAGAACCACUCAGCUUCGAGGAACUGCGCCAGCCUGAAACAUCUAGACAGAUCGCCAAGCGUAUGCGAGAACUCCACGAGGGUAUUGAGCUCCUCAAGCCAGAGCGAGAUGCCGGUCCAUUCGUCUGGCAGAACUGGGACAAGUGGGUCGAGCGCUGCGAGCAGGUUGUUACUUGGCUCGAUGAACAGAUUCUUGAAGGCGGCGAUGUACCGGUCAAGUCCGCUUCUGAUCGUUGGAGGAACCGAGGCUUGAUCUGUGGCGUCGAGUGGCCUGUCUUCAGACAGAUGAUCGAGAAGUACCGAAGGUGGCUUGAGGAACAGUACGGCGGCAUUGAGAAGAUCAAUGAGCGCAUGGUGUUCGCACACAACGACACACAAUAUGGCAACAUCCUCCGCAUGAAGCCCGAGGGCGAGUCACCACUUCUUCUUCCCGCAAACCAGCACAAGCAGCUUGUCGUUAUCGACUUCGAAUACUCGAACGCAAACGUUCCUGGUCUCGAGUUUGCCAAUCACUUUACUGAGUGGUGUUACAACUACCACAACCCUGACUAUCCGUUCGCAUGCGCGACGAGCUAUUACCCCACCGUCGAGGAGCAGUACCGCUUCAUCCGAGCAUACCUCAUGCACUCCCCUGGCUUCACUACCCCCGGAGGCGCCUCGUCUAACCCUCCUACCCCUCACCUUGGCCCCCUUCCCACCUCUGCUAGUACCACUGCCCUCACUGCCACGGCCGCUCCUAGCACCAUUUCUGCUUUCAUGUUGGACUCACGUGCACCUCCAGGCCAAUCCUACCAGGAGCAGGAAGCUCAAGCGGAGCGCAACACGGAAGAAGAAGCCCGCCGCCUGAUGGCCGAGACCAAGCUGUGGCGAAUCGCCAACUCGGCUAUGUGGGUCGCCUGGGGCAUCGUCCAAGCCCACGUCCCCGGCCUGCCUGAUUUCGAUGCCGCAGCAGACGGCACUUCAGCAAAUCCUAGCGCCGCGGCCCUCGAUGGCGCCACAGCUGAGAUUAGAACUGAGGCAGAACCAAAGAAAGCAGAGGACCCCGCCGUGAGUACCAAGCAGACGGAGCCACAGGACGAGGAUAAACCGGACAUUCAACUGGACCAGGAUACUGAUUUAUACAAGGCACAGGAAGAUGAGGAGUUUGACUACCUCGCUUAUGCCCAGGACAGGGCCAUGUUCGUCUGGGGCGAUCUGGUUGGAAUGGGGCUGGUGAAGAAGGAGGAGUUGCCUGACACACUGAGGAACCGGAUGAAGAUUGUCGAAUACUAG